AUGAAGCUGUGGUUAAUUGCUGCCAUUAUUCUCUCUAUUGGAGUUCAAGCCGUGUUGAGCUUGAAGUGUUUGUCCUGCUUAAGUGACAAGUCAUGGGAUGACUGUAAAGGAAAAAGCAAGUCCUGCGUGGCUCCGGUUACCGAUGAUUGUAUUAAGAUGUACUUGAAAUCUAGUUCAGAGGAAUUAUUCAUGAGAGGUUGCAGUACCAAUGAUAACUGUGACACGAACAUCAACGCUCUUUGUAGAGACGCCUACGAGUGUGACAUCUAUUGCUGUAACGGAGACGACUGCAAUGCUAGCACAGCAACCCACAUCAGCGGUGUUCUGUUACUGUCAUGCGCCCUGGCAUCUCUUUCGAUCUUUUUCAAAGCCUGAUUUGAGGUCACGUACGGCUUAU
Messenger RNA from Pocillopora verrucosa, 397 nucleotides. RefSeq lists its product as uncharacterized. NCBI's taxonomy places the organism in Eukaryota, Metazoa, Cnidaria, Anthozoa, Scleractinia, Pocilloporidae. The record is from RefSeq and is a predicted model, not a curated record.